AUGACUGACCGCUUCGCUUCCGCCGAUGAGCCCAUGCACAGGAAAUCGGCGGAAGAACGAAAUGCCUUUCUAGCGAUGCUGAAGAAGGGCAACCGGUCGCAUCGCGAGGUUACUGACAAAUACGUAGAGUUCUGGGAGAAAAAAGAGCAUGGAGAGAGAAAAGAGAACUACAUGUCGUUAGUGAACAGCUACUAUGACCUUGCCACUGAUUUCUACGAGGAAGCAUGGGCACAGUCAUUCCACUUCUGUCGAUUUGGGCCGGAUGAGCCGUUUCUUCAGGCUAUUGCACGUCAUGAGCACUACCUUGCGUUUAGGAUGGGUAUCCAAAGUGAUAUGAAGGUCCUCGACGUAGGCUGUGGUAUAGGCGGGCCUGCACGGGAGAUAUCUACAUUUACUGACUGCAAGGUUGUUGGUGUGAAUAACAACGGGUACCAAAUCCAACGGGCCACGGCGCAUGCGAAGAAGGAGGACCGAAGUGACGACGUUUCAUUUGUCAAAAGCGAUUUUAUGGAGUUGAACUUCCCGGAUGACUACUUUGAUGCCGUAUAUGCGAUUGAGGCAACGGUUCAUGCGCCGUCUCUCCAAGGCGUAUACGAGCAGAUCUACCGUGUCCUGAAGCCUGGUGGAACAGUCGGCAUAUAUGAAUGGGUGAUGACGGACGAGUACGAUGACUCUAACCCUUCUCACCGUGCGAUCAAGCUAGGAAUUGAGCGAGGUAACGGAAUCGCCACCAUGAUGCCCCGUAAGCAUGCGAUGGAAGCCAUACAGGCAGCGGGAUUCGUCCUUGAAUUCGAGGAAGACCUGGCUGACAAGGGAGAUAAAAUCCCAUGGUACGCGCCCCUCGCAGGGGAAUUCCAGGCUCGUAGCCUGUGGGGUGCAUUCAGCGCUUUUCGAUUGACCAAAUUUGGCCGGACAAUGGUCAAUAUGCUACUGAGAGUCCUCGAGGCUGCCAGGUUUGCGCCAUCAGGUACCUCCGAGACGGCCGAGGAGCUCUCUUUGGGCGCAGAUAACUUGGUUGUCGGUGGCAGAGGGGGAUUGUUCACGCCGAUGUAUCUAAUGAUUGCGAAAAAGCCAGCAGCUCCAUUGGUCUAG
This is a messenger RNA of Microsporum canis CBS 113480, 1092 nucleotides long. Its product is annotated as sterol 24-C-methyltransferase. Gene Ontology annotation, cellular component: endoplasmic reticulum. The record is from RefSeq and is a predicted model, not a curated record. The coding region runs from base 1 to 1092 and encodes 363 amino acids. The transcript is spliced from 3 exons. NCBI's taxonomy places the organism in Eukaryota, Fungi, Ascomycota, Eurotiomycetes, Onygenales, Arthrodermataceae. Gene Ontology annotation, biological process: ergosterol biosynthetic process. Gene Ontology annotation, molecular function: sterol 24-C-methyltransferase activity.